Messenger RNA from Dentiscutata erythropus, 575 nucleotides. NCBI's taxonomy places the organism in Eukaryota, Fungi, Glomeromycota, Glomeromycetes, Diversisporales, Gigasporaceae. The record is from the annotation of a GenBank genome assembly.
CUGGAAUUGCAGGUCACUUAUGGACCAGAAUGGUUGGAUCUAAUAUUAAAAAAGGUGACUUGGAUAUACUAAAAGCACAAUUAUGUAAAUAUGCUUGUAAUGAAGAACCAUAUAAUAGAUCUUAUGUACCAGAUAUCAAUAGCUUGAUUCGAUGUAGUAAUUUAGAAACUAAAAAUUUGGAAUCAAUAGUAAAAAUAAGCUCUUAUCUGAUAUCUAAUGCAAAACAAGAAUUACACUACUAUAGAUUAGAUUUAACAGAAGAAAAAAUACAAAGUGUUUUUCAAGAUUUUGCUGUGUCUUCUGAAGUUGAAGAAGAGAGUAUCUCGGAUAAUUUAGAUGAUUUAAAUGAAAUAAUGAAUUAUUCUGAACCCGAAGUUGAACAUAUAAACUUAGAAAUAGAAAGUCUGAUAGUAUUAAAUAAUUUUGAGCUAGACGAAGAAGAUAAAAAUUCGAAUGAUAAAUUAAAUGAAGAUGAAUUAGAUCGUGAAGAAUUGAAUCAUGAGGAAUUUGAUCAUGAGGAAUUUGAUGAAAGCAAAUUCGGUGCAGGAUUUGAAUCAAUGCUUAGUAGUGUAUAA